UAAAAAAAUAUAAAUCAAAGUUACAGAGCGUCGAUUAUUUUGUUUGGGAUUUGUGUCUUUUUAGUGUAUAAUUAAAAAAAAUUGUUUUGAUGACACCAGUGCCAGAACUGUUCUAUGUCCGAUUUCCGUUGUGUAGUUUAACGAAAUUAUUUAUUUUUAUAACGCAAUCUUCUUAAACAUUUUGUUCAACGAAAAAUGCGUCAGACAAGGUCUCAAACGAGAACGAAAAGUGUUGCAGAUACUAACGGAAAUAAUACGAAAUCACUGGAAUACAGUGAAUUAAAGGCCAUAAUCGACUCAUUCAGCAAUAAGGAAUUAAGCGAUUUGCUUGGCAUCCCAACAAUCCACCAGCACGUGGCAAGUGGUCUUCGACAACGUGCAUUGUCACUACUCGAUACAUCAUUUCCAACCGCUCGCCGUAAAAUUAGAGAAAUACUUGAAAACCGCAAGGUGACAAUUCAACCACUGACAUCGCAAAUGUAUCAUCAGGACGUAAAUAUGGUUUUAUCACAACAAGGCAACGGAGCGACAAAUCAUCCAAAUGGUACAAACAAUGGCGUUGUUGUUUACAAUCAAAAUACGCCACAGACACAGAGCAGCAUAGUGCUGAAAAAAUUGGCAUUUUUCGAGGUGAUGGGAACAUUGUUGAAACCGACCGAAUUGUUUGCAUCACAUGCGCAACGAGUACAGGAAUGCAACUACACGUUCACCCUGACUCCGCAGCAAGCCAAUGAAAUAUCGUUAAAUCGAGACACCCGGAACGUUUCCAAGCCUGAAUUUCUCGUACAGGUGCAGCUUCGGUUCUGUUCAAUUGAACCUCCUCCUUCCUGUGAACAACAAGAUGAUUUCUUUCCACCAAAUAUUGUAGUAAAAGUCAACGCCAAAAUGUGUCCUCUACCGAAUCCAAUUCCGACUAAUAAACCAAAUGCUGAGGCAAAGCGUCCGCCCCGGCCUGUUAAUAUUACACCGUACGUGAAAAUAUCACCAACCACAAUAAAUCAGAUCAAUGUAUCAUGGUGUUCGGACUACAAUCGACACUAUGUGAUCUCUGUCUAUUUAGUGAAAAAGCUGUCGUCGGCACAACUCUUAAAUGGAAUGAAAACAGGACAAAAAAUUCAUUCAUCUGACGCAACUAGAGCAAUGAUAAAAGAAAAGCUGAAUGAGGACGCAGACUGUGAAAUUGCCACGACUACGCUUAAUGUGACAUUGGUGUGUCCAUUAGGAAAAAUGAAGAUGAAAACCCCUUGUCGAGCAUCAACAUGUUCGCAUUUCCAAUGCUUCGAUGCUGAAACCUAUCUUCAAAUGAACGAAAAGAAACCCACAUGGAACUGUCCGGUUUGUGAUAAACCAGCACCAUAUGAAAAAUUAGUGAUUGAUGCAUAUUUCCAAGAAGUCCUGAGUUCGGCCGACACAAAUGAAAUUCAGCUAAAUAAAGACGGUUCGUGGAGUACACAUGUGGUUGGCAGCGAUGCGCAGAGCUUAGACACUCCACAUAAAAAAUAUCAGAGCGUUGACAUUUCAGACGAUACGGACAUCAUUACGGAAACGGAACAUAUUAGUAGAGUUGCACCAAUGGCCAGUCUGAAUGAACCUACUAUUAGUACGACAACGACCACAUCAACAGUACCUGAGGUCGAUCUAACACAAAGUGAUUCAGACGAUGAUGUGCCAAUAAAAAGGAAUCAACCACCUGCCAAGCAAUUAGUUUCGAAUCCACCGACUGUUGCUGCUGCUGCUGCUGCUGCACCGCGAACAAAUGAUACGUCAAUAAUCAGUUUAGACUCACCCACACCACCUUCAUCACCCGUUAAUAAUAUGUCAUCAAACUUAUAUGUCGAUACACCACCGUCUCAUUUGAUUAAUACAAAUUCCGGAGUAUCGUCAACCACCCAUAACAACUGGACAAAUCCAACUUUGAAUUCGCUAACCAACAAUCAUAAUUUAAUGUCCAGAAACGUUAGUGAUUUAAGUCGUUAUCUCAACACUUUCAGUUCACCACUCCUGCAGGAUCCACUGGGUGGUGCAUUUAACGAUUUCUACCACCAAAGACAGUUACUACAAAAUAAUUCGCCGAUAAUGUAUCCCUAUCCGUCUACAGACGAUGAAAAUAGAUAUUAAACAAUUACGGCUGGCAGUAGGAAUUGGAAAACAAAACGAACAUGUUGAAGUAUUUUUUUAUCGAUAGAUUAGAUAGCAUAAUGAUUGAAAAUGGAAGCAAAAUAUGUAGCGUUGUACAUACG
Bradysia coprophila is the source of this 2240-nucleotide messenger RNA. It is a transcript of the gene Su(var)2-10, whose product is annotated as E3 SUMO-protein ligase Su(var)2-10. Gene Ontology annotation, molecular function: transcription coregulator activity; SUMO ligase activity; zinc ion binding. Gene Ontology annotation, cellular component: chromatin. NCBI's taxonomy places the organism in Eukaryota, Metazoa, Arthropoda, Insecta, Diptera, Sciaridae. Gene Ontology annotation, biological process: regulation of transcription by RNA polymerase II; protein sumoylation. The record is from RefSeq and is a predicted model, not a curated record.